AUGGAUGGAUGGAUAGAUGAGGCGGCAGAAGCCGAGUUCUCAAUGCUGAAUCUUGCGCCGGGAGACCCUGGCGGCUUAUCUCGUCCUGGUCCAGCAGUCAUAUUGCUUGCGGAAGCCCCAGCUGCCCCAUCCAAGCCAGAUGGCUCCAAGGAGACGCCAGCUUCGUCCGAAUUUUGUCUGGAGCAGCACACGAAUACCAUCCCCAGAUGCGUUGAGAUCGAGACUGUUGGUAAUUGCGACCGGGAGCGUUGA
Molecule: messenger RNA, 252 nt
Organism: Exophiala spinifera
Lineage: Eukaryota; Fungi; Ascomycota; Eurotiomycetes; Chaetothyriales; Herpotrichiellaceae
Exons: 1
Coding region: 1-252 (83 amino acids)
Source: RefSeq, a predicted model, not a curated record